GACGUGUGUUACAAGAUCAAACCCAAGAAUUCAAAAUCUCAAGAGAUGAAAACCAUUUUAAAAGGAAUUAAUGGAGUGGUUCGUCCUGGUGAGAUGUUAGCUAUGAUGGGUCCAUCAGGCUCCGGCAAGACCACUCUCUUGACGGCUCUGGGAGGUCGGUUAGGCGGCGGUCGACUAACUGGAACCAUUUCCUACAACAAAAACCCUUUCUCCAAUAAAAUGAAAAGAAAUAUAGGGUUUGUUACACAAGAUGAUAUUCUUCUUCCUCAUUUGACUGUGGUGGAAACCCUAGUUUUCACUGCUCUUCUACGCCUGCCGAAGGAAUUGACGACACAACAGAAAGUGGGUCAAGCCGAGGUGGUUAUUUCGCAGCUCGGUUUAAGCAAGUGCAAGAAUAGUGUGGUGGGGAAUCAGAUGGUUAGAGGGGUUUCUGGGGGAGAGAGAAAAAGGGUUAGUAUUGCUCAAGAAAUGCUUAUAAACCCUAGUUUGUUGUUUCUUGAUGAACCGACUUCGGGUCUUGACUCGACAACGGCUCAGAGGAUUGUUUCGACUCUUUGGGAGGUUGCUAAUAAUGGUGGAAGGACUGUGGUGAUGACUAUUCAUCAGCCUUCUAGUACACUUUUUUAUAUGUUUCAUAAGAUAUUGUUGCUUUCUGAAGGUAACACUGUGUAUUUUGGGAAGGGAUCAGAAGCUAUGGAUUAUUUCUCAUCUCUUGGUUAUUCUCCUUCUGUGCCUAUGAACCCUUCUGAUUUCUUGUUGGAUCUUUCUAAUGGUUUGUCGAUGAAUGAGGCAGAAGAGGAGGCAGGCAUGGUUAAGGAGAAACUUAUUUCAUGUUACAAGAACAAUGCUAUAGCUGAAAAGUUGCUGUUAGAAUUACAAGAAAGUGAUGAACAUCAUUUGGUUGAACAUGGAGCAGAGGACAAGAGCUUUGGACGUUGGUCUGCAACUUGGUGCCAACAAUUCAGUGUGCUUUUAAGAAGAGGAAUUAAGGAAAGAAAACAUGAUUCUUUUUCUGCACUCAAGAUUGGCCAAGUUUUAGCUGUUUCUCUCAUAUGUGGACUCUUAUGGUGGCAAUCUGAUGAUACACAUUUACAAGAUAAGAUUGGACUAUUCUACUUCUCCUCAAGCUUCUGGGGUUUCUUCCCUCUAUUGCAAGCCAUCAACACCUUCCCAAAAGAACGAAUGAUUCUUGAGAAAGAAAGAUCCUCAGGAAUGUACAGGCUCUCAUCAUACUUCAUUUCAAGAACCACAACCGACCUCCCGAUGGAGCUCAUCCUUCCCACCGUCUUCAUUGUCAUAAUCUACGCAAUGGCAGGGUUGAAACGAACAGUGGCAAACUUCUUCGCCACUCUAUUUUCUCUACUCUUAAGUGUUUUAGUUGCCCAAGGGUUUGGCCUGGCCAUGGGAGCCCUAGUUUUGGACCAAACAUCAGCCACAACAUUUGCAUCAGUCAUAAUGCUUUGUUUCUUACUAACAUCAGGCUAUUUUGUUCAACAUGUGCCAAAGUUUAUUGCUUGGACAAAGUACAUUUCAAUUGGUACUUACAGUUACAAGCUUUUGUUGAUAUCUCAAUAUAAAGGUAGUGAUACUUAUCCAUGUCCAAGCAAGGAUAAUGGAGGAAGAGUAUGUGAAGUUGGAGAGUUCCCUCCAAUUAAAGAAGUAGGUCUUGAUGGGAAACUCUUUGCCGUUUUGGCUAUGGUUGCUAUGCUUGUUGGAUAUCGUCUUAUUGCUUACAUUGCUUUGAUGAGGAUUGGUGUCACCAAGAGGAGUUAGGUUUUUUUUUUUUUUUUUUUUUAUCAUCAUUUUAGUUUUCUUAUAAUCUUGAGAUCGAGUGUUUUAAAUUUAACUUUCUUCGGUUGAAGAGAGGGAAAUAAGUUGAGAAAACUUUUGGUAUUGAUUGGGCUAGCUAUUUAAGUUGUAUAUUAGAAUAACUCAUAUUUCAAGGCUAGAGACUUUUCCUUUGUUUUUUUGUUC
This is a messenger RNA of Cucumis melo (muskmelon), 1974 nucleotides long. RefSeq names its product ABC transporter G family member 9. The transcript is spliced from 3 exons. Gene Ontology annotation, molecular function: ATP hydrolysis activity; ABC-type transporter activity; ATP binding. NCBI's taxonomy places the organism in Eukaryota, Viridiplantae, Streptophyta, Magnoliopsida, Cucurbitales, Cucurbitaceae. Bases 46 to 1773 code for a protein of 575 amino acids. Gene Ontology annotation, cellular component: membrane. The record is from RefSeq and is a predicted model, not a curated record.